Messenger RNA from Peromyscus leucopus (white-footed mouse), 1244 nucleotides. RefSeq names its product cytoplasmic FMR1-interacting protein 2-like. NCBI's taxonomy places the organism in Eukaryota, Metazoa, Chordata, Mammalia, Rodentia, Cricetidae. The record is from RefSeq and is a predicted model, not a curated record. The transcript has 3 exons. Gene Ontology annotation, cellular component: neuron projection; synapse. Bases 418 to 909 code for a protein of 163 amino acids. Gene Ontology annotation, biological process: cell projection assembly; cell morphogenesis; axon guidance. Gene Ontology annotation, molecular function: small GTPase binding.
AGCCUCAAUUACAAGCACAUGCAUCACUCCUGGCUUCUUUUUAUGGCUUCUGGAAGACAGAACUUGGAUCCUUGUACUUGCACUGAGCCAUGUUCUCAGCCCCCACCAGCCUUUGAAACCAGUACGUGGUCCCAUAAUUCGUAAAAAUCAGUCUUCUACUGAGGGUGCCUGGAUUGUACUUGCCAUGAGUGACAGUUACCCUAAGGCUUCCAUGCCCUCAAGUUCUUACACACAGUGCCCUGCUCUGGGAGGGGUAACCAAGUUCUAGAUGUGGCUAGCACCGGGACUGCCCAGUGGAGGUGGGGCAGAUGGGACCUCAGGGGUGGAUGCCAUGUUUAUCCCUUCCCAUCCCAGCAAAUCGCCAUCGCUCGGGAAGGUGACCUGCUGACCAAGGAGCGGCUCUGCUGUGGCCUGUCCAUGUUCGAAGUCAUCCUGACCCGAAUUCGGAGCUACCUGCAGGACCCCAUCUGGAGGGGCCCGCCACCCACCAAUGGCGUCAUGCACGUGGACGAGUGUGUCGAAUUCCACCGGCUGUGGAGUGCCAUGCAAUUUGUCUACUGCAUCCCUGUGGGGACCAACGAGUUCACAGCUGAGCAGUGCUUCGGGGACGGCUUGAACUGGGCAGGCUGCUCCAUCAUCGUCUUGCUGGGCCAGCAGCGGCGCUUUGACCUGUUCGACUUCUGUUACCAUCUGCUGAAGGUGCAAAGGCAGGACGGGAAGGAUGAAAUCAUUAAGAACGUGCCCCUGAAGAAGAUGGCUGACCGCAUCAGGAAGUACCAGAUCUUGAACAAUGAGGUUUUUGCCAUCCUGAACAAGUACAUGAAGUCCGUGGAGACAGACAGCUCCACUGUGGAGCACGUGCGCUGCUUCCAGCCCCCAAUCCACCAGUCACUGGCCACCACCUGCUAGACAGAAAGUCCCGCAGCCCUCCAACCUGGAGGAGGAGGAGGAGAAGCAGGAGAGGAAACACCGUGGUCAGCCUGCAGCAGGCCCAGCUGACGGUGUGUGGAACUGGCCUAGAAGGAAAAGAAAACCUCCCCAACACAUCUGCACCACUCCCAAGGCUGGGCUCCCGCAUGUUCUCCCGUGAUAUCUCCAUGGUGGGUUUUCCAUAGUGUAAAUGAAAAACAACAAAAACACAGGGCAGUGUGUGUUUUCUUUUUUCUUUUUUCUUUUUUUUACCUUGACUAUAUCUAAGAGCUAUUGUUUCCAUCCUGCGGCUCUCCGCCCCAUCUGUGUUGGCU